AUGUCAUCGUCGCAGACCAUGACAGCGCCAGCGGUGGGCCAUCGGCCUCCUGAUGCUGGUCCCAGCAUGUCGUCCGUCUACGACUACGGUCCAUCGCAGCAUCCUGACCAUCCGCCUCCCUCCCCGCCCAGCGACUCCGCAAUCCGCGCUCUGCACGAUUCUGCCUCCCCUGCCAAUGUCCAUGGCGCCUCCUUCUCCUCCCCCCUGCCCGCCACGAUGCCCGUCAAAUCGGAGCCUGAGGACUCCAAUCUGUCUGCCUCCGACGCCCUGCCCGAUGCCAAUCCCAAUGUUCGUCGUCAGUCCGCCGCCAGUGCCCUGCUAGCCCAACUCCUCGGCAACCAAUCCUCUGCGCCGUCCGACGCUGGUGGUCCAGAUCAACCCGUGCCGCCGCCGGCGGACCCAGAAACCGCCUACCACCACUCUCCUCCUCACCACCUCCCCGAUCUCCCCCAACCACAACAUCAUCCCCCACCACCACCACCACCCCCCGGGCCGGACGAUGGCAUGAAUGGCCACGAUUGGUCCGCAGAUCCUCCGGCAGAGUCCCUGGCCGCCGUCGACUCUUCCGAGGCCCAGGAUCAGAAUCCCGUCUCCCUCGGGGGUCUGCUGCCGCCGUUCCAGCCGGAGGAGAAAAUUUCGGACGAGGCCUCUGCCAUGGCCUUUUCGAACCCCGACCUCGACGAUGCCCUGCCCGCCAAGUCCGCCGAUCCCAUCGAGGGCCUGACGGAUCCUCUGCUGCUGUCCAAGUCCGGUCUCGACCACCCCGACCUGUUUACGCCCUUCGAUAUCACCGGCGCUCCGAAGACCCCCUACGAGGCAUUGCACCAGAAUGAGAUGCUGACGGCCGCCUACCUGUCCCAGAGUGCCGACCUCUCCGCCCUGGGGUACUCGGGGGCCACUCUGCAUCAGGAUGGAGCCGGCUCGAUGUCCGGGUCGGAACCCCGGAUUCAGGCUUUUGCGAAACUGGAAUUCGACGACGGCCAUUUCUACUGUAACACAUACUCGUUCAUCCUGGGUCGAGACGUUCGAGCGGCCCGGGCUGCUCAUGAACGGGAAUUGCAGGCUCGUCAGGCCGUGAGGACGUCUCGCGCGAAAAGUUCGAGCGGUGGCAAUACGUCGCAUACUCCCGUCCGAGUAAAACACGAAGGCAGCGGAAUCCUAGGGAGCGUGGUCAGCGAUCGUGGUGGAAUCCUCGGCUUCGACCCUGACGUUCCGCCGCAUCUGCCGCGGGUGAGUCGCCGGUCGUCCAAUUCGUCUCAUGCCGAGUCGGGCGCGCCGCUGCAUGCGACCCCGGCCCAGCUGCAGUCCACCACCGACUACAAUGCUCUGGCCAUGCAAUCGCUAAACGACGGUAAUGGGGACGCGAAACCGGUCGAUACCCUCGCUCUACUCCCUUCUCCCGAUGCUUGUCCGACUAUCCCCAUUCACCCCCCAGCGACGGUCGAUGGAACGGCCGCCGGACAUCGAGGGAUCUCGCGGAAACAUGUCAAGAUCGCGUACAAUUUCGAGGGGAAUUUCUUCGAGAUGGAAGUGAUGGGGAGGAACGGUGCCUUUAUCGGGGCCGAUUGGCUAUCGCCGGGUCAACUUCGACCUCUACACAGUGGUGAUUAUAUCCAAAUCGGCGGCGUGCGCAUCCGCUUCUUGUUGCCAGACGUUCCCAUUGGCGAGACGGGCGCAGAGGUUGCCGAAGAGCCGUUCGCCGACGAUGAAAACGCGCAGAUGUCCGUCGUGGCCGGCGAGAAUGACUUCGUCGACGACAAACCUGGCCUGGAAGGCUCGGAGAACAAGGACGGUACGCGACCUACGAAGCUCGUGUUGAAGACCAAGGAUUCCGAUUCCACACGACCCGUCCCGUCCAUUGAAGGCUCAGGGGAUGGCCAGCAGCCGAUCCGGCGUCGUGGCCCCGGACGACCUCCAAAGGAUGGGAUCAUGUCGAAACGCGAGCGUGCCGAAUUGGCUCGAGAGCAAAAGAUGGCUGCGAAACGCGAGGCCAACGGCGGCGUGACUCCUCCGCCCAAUCGACCGAAAGCUGGCAAGGCUCCCGUCAUGGGUGCCCCGUCUACCACCCCCAAGGAGUCCGUUGGGGCCGAGUCGCCCGGGUCGAAGCCGGAGAAGCGCAAGUACACGAAGAGGAAGAAGCCCGACGGCACGUCGAUGGACUUCCCCCUGCCAUCCACGGAAGGAGGCCAAUUCCCCAUGGAGCAACGGCCCGAGGACUUCAUCAAGGCUCCUCCCGUCAAGAAGCGCAAGCCGUCUCGGUCGCCAUCUCCCAACUAUCCACCCGAAUCGGCCUACACGCCGGAGGAUCUCGCAAAGCCGCCAUACAAUUAUGCGGUUCUUAUCUUCGAUGCUCUCACCGAGGCCGGUACACCCAUGACCCUCAAGCAGAUCUACCGCGCCCUGAAGCUCAAGUACCCGUAUUUCCGCUUCAAGUGCGAGACCGAAGGUUGGACGUCGAGUGUACGGCACAAUCUCAACGGCAACAGCCAUCUCUUCAUGCACGCCGAACGAGAUGGCAAAGGAUGGUCCUGGCAAUUGCGACCGGGCGCCUCGGUCGAGAAAGAGAAGAAGAGGCGUCCGUCUCCUCCGCCGGUGUCGCAGCCUCCAUCGAUGCCGGCUACCACUCCGCAGUAUAUGCCUCCGAUGACUUCGCCGUAUGCCAGUCAGCCCAACGGACAAACGGGCAUGGCCAGCGCGCACUUCCAAUUCCCGACCAUGCCGCCAUCCAAUCCGUACACUGCGCCAUCGCCGGCACCACCACCUGCUCCAGCGGCCGCACCACCACCACCGCCGCCGCCUCCUGCUCCUGUCUCUGCUCCUGCUCCUGCUCCUCCUUCGCAGCAACCGAGUCCUUUUCCCCUUCCACCGCAGGCUUCCGCCUCCACUCCGUUCCCUAUCCCCACCCCGCUCCGAAACAACCUUCCGCCUGCUUUUGCUCAAACCACUCCGUCCACCUACACCUCCCCUUAUGCUUCCGACCCUCCGCCACAACUCGUCCAAUUCCAGCAAUCGCAGCAAACACAGCCGCCAUCUCAAUCGCAGGCCAUUCCACCGCAGCCACAGUCGCAGCCGCAACCGCAGCAGCAUCAGCCGUCCCCUUAUCCACCGCAACAUCCUCCGCCGAUGUCAAGCUUCCCUCCUCAACCACAGCAGAACCUCGCCCCUGCUUCUGGGCCGCCUCCCCAGCAUCCACCCAACCCCAACGUUGCACCCAGCGACGCCGGGCCGGGAGGACCCAUGGAUCACUCCGAAGCGUUAUCGUUCAAUGAGCGGGCCAACAAGGCCAUUGACGAUUUCGAGGCGGUUCUGAUGGAGGACUACGAGGACAAGAACUAUAUCCGGGAGGUACUGAAGAGUUCGCGGGCUCGCGUGCUGGGCGAGGCAACGGAGAGUUCAUUCCCCGGGGGUGAACCGAAAGAUGAAGCAGUCAUCCUUGACGCGUUGCGCAAUCUGAUCGGCAGCUUGAAGGAUCAAUAG
Aspergillus steynii IBT 23096 is the source of this 3477-nucleotide messenger RNA. Its product is annotated as forkhead domain protein. The record is from RefSeq and is a predicted model, not a curated record. Gene Ontology annotation, cellular component: nucleus. Gene Ontology annotation, biological process: regulation of ribosomal protein gene transcription by RNA polymerase II. The transcript has 2 exons. NCBI's taxonomy places the organism in Eukaryota, Fungi, Ascomycota, Eurotiomycetes, Eurotiales, Aspergillaceae. Gene Ontology annotation, molecular function: protein binding; DNA-binding transcription factor activity; sequence-specific DNA binding. The coding region runs from base 1 to 3477 and encodes 1158 amino acids.